AUGGGAUCUCUUUCUUUAUUCACUGUUUCUUACUCCGGCUACGUGGCCCAAAACCUAGCCACCGCCUCCGGAAAAUCCAAUACAUGCCGAAUUUUUCACGAGGUUUUUUCUCGUCCUCGUAUAUUCCAGAAUCCCGACCGAGAUCCCGUCCCCGGGUACCAUCCGGGAGCAACGGCGGGUUCAAGGUGCUCGGUUUCGGCGUAUGCCACUCUCGCAUGUGAUUUUCUUGGCGUUGAGACCUCCACCAAACCUUCUCCCCUCGUUGUUGGAUUGAUCUCGUUGGUAAAGUCAACGACUACCGGUGGUGGCGUUGGUGGUGGUUCUGGGGUUUUUGGGAUUUCGCCGUUGAAGGCGUCUUCCUUGAUUCCGUUUUUCCAAGGGUCGAAGUGGCUCCCAUGUAACGAGAUUAACAGUACGGAGGUUGAUAAAGGCGGUACUAGCUCGACGAAGUCCAAUCAGACUACUACUGAUUGCGUGCAAACCUGCAAUGUUGCAAGCACCAAAAUCAUCGUUGAGAGGAACAAUUGGUUUUCAAAACUAUUGAAUGUUUGCUCCGAUGAUGCCAAGGCCGCCUUCACCGCUUUGAGUGUCAGCAUCUUAUUCCGAUCGCAGUUGGCUGAACCAAGAUCCAUCCCCUCUGCAUCCAUGAGCCCUACCCUUGAUGUGGGUGAUCGCAUUAUGGCCGAAAAGGUUUCAUACAUCUUUCGGAAGCCAGAAGUUUCAGAUAUUGUGAUCUUCAAGGCUCCUCCCAUUCUUCAGGAAUUUGGUUACAGUUCUGGGGAUGUAUUUAUAAAAAGAAUUGUAGCAAAGGCUGGAGAUUGGGUUGAGGUAAGAGGAGGUAAACUAUUAGUGAAUGAUGUAGCACAAGAUGAAGAAUUCAUCUUAGAGCCAUUAAAAUACGAAAUGAAACCUUUGCUUGUUCCAGAAGGGUAUGUCUUUGUGAUGGGUGACAACCGUAACAACAGUUUUGACUCGCACGACUGGGGUCCACUUCCGGUAAAAAACAUUGUGGGUAGGUCUGUGUUCCGCUAUUGGCCGCCUGCGAAGAUUUCAGACACUAUAUAUAAUGCGAAAAGAGGUGUUGCACAUUCUUGACACUUGUCACCCUGAUCUUUGGUAGAGGGUGAAUCUUGAAUGACUCCUUUUUAUGACAAUUUGGUUUUUGUCCCUC
This is a messenger RNA of Lactuca saligna, 1171 nucleotides long. The record is from the annotation of a GenBank genome assembly. NCBI's taxonomy places the organism in Eukaryota, Viridiplantae, Streptophyta, Magnoliopsida, Asterales, Asteraceae.